UCGUUCCGGGUUCAAAGUCUACAACGAAUGGUUUUCGAGUAAUCGUGGUUUAGUUAUCCUGAAACAUUUGAAGUGAACGGAAUGAUUGCCUUUUUAAUGCGUUUUCUUUGGUCCUUUGCCCUGCUACAGUGCAUCCAGGCUAAAGUCGCGUUGAGACCUCUUUUCUACGGUCAGGAUAGUGCUGUCAUAGUGGAUACGUAUAGAAAAUUCCCGCCCAGGUUGGACUCCAAGCUUCAGAAUGCCUUGUACUACAACAUGCCAGUUUAUAAGCUAAUCAAGCCUGGCUUGCCAACCAAAACCACGACGACGACGACGAGCACUACUGCGGCUCCAAGUCCAGGCUAUCCCGCUGAUCUGCUGGACAUAGCUCACAACAAACUGGGCCUAAAGGAUCUGCCGAGCAUUGAGGAGCUGGGCGAGAUGAUUGGCACGGAUAAUGCCAGGGAGACCAUUGACUAUAUACGCACUCUGACCGGCACUGAUGAGGGUCUAGCCCUGAUGAAACAGUAUCUGGACGCUCUACAUUUUGAGCAGGCGGAGGAGAAUGUGGCGGAGGAGAAUGUGGCUGAGGAGAAGGAGGAGGACGACAAUGGAGACAAUGGUGACGACGACGACGACGACGAUAACAACAUGGCCAAUGUUAGUUAUGAUGAGCUGCCCCAGGAAAAGUCAACUGCCGUAGUGGCCAGCCCGGAAGGAAGCCUAAUGCAACGCGUGGGAGACUUUAUGAAGCAGUAUAACCUGUGGUCAGGCCAGGUCACCACUACGACGACUCCUGCUCCGGUCAUCGCUCCUCCAGCCCGUUCGUUUCUGCCCGUUUUUGUACCUCCUCCGUCGGGCUUGAAACCGAUGCGUCCCAUCCUGGUGAGGCAACCCCUUCCAUAUCACUAUCCCAUUCCCCUGCGACCCGUUGCACUGCCCACCGUAAAGACCACUCAAGUGCCCAGCACCACACGGGCACCCCAUCCACAUCUGAACACUCCGAAGCAGCAAGAGGAUGCGGAAAUCAAGUACUCAACCCUGCCGCCGCACAUCCAGCAGUUCGCCAAGUUGGCCAACAUCUCACCCGAGGUCGUGGAACGCUUCCUGGAGCGACAGCCCAAGCUGGCGGAACUGGCCAAACGGCUGAGCACCCUGGCCCUCAGCCCGGAACAAACACAGGCCAUGGACUCCCAGGUUAUCAGGGCCGUCCAGAAUGCGCUGACCAAGAACGAUGAUCUACAGCGACUGAUCGAGGCGUCCCAGGCACUUAAAUAGACCAAAUGUGUACCUAGUAUUAAUAUCAUUUCAAAGAAAAUAAACUCCCUCUAAAUCAA
Drosophila elegans is the source of this 1316-nucleotide messenger RNA. Its product is annotated as intraflagellar transport protein 46 homolog. The transcript has a single exon. The record is from RefSeq and is a predicted model, not a curated record. The coding region runs from base 82 to 1257 and encodes 391 amino acids. Lineage: Eukaryota; Metazoa; Arthropoda; Insecta; Diptera; Drosophilidae.